AUGUCUAUUGGAAAUCUUGUUGUUCCACAUAAUGUAUUUGAAUUGGAAGGAAUUAAUUUCUUUGAAUUUGUGAAAUUAUUCGCCGGUGAGAAACUGUCAAGUCUUGUUAAGUUCCAAGAUAUUAGUAAUGCACAAUGUCUUAUUGCUUGUGAUAAUCCAUUUGAAAUUCUUUCGUUGAACUCAGAUGAUUUACUCGACUUGCAAAAGGAAACAUGCAUAAAAUUAAAAACUAAUGGUUUUGUAGUCUUACCUGGUCUAAUAUGUAAAAUGAAGAUUUUGAAAGGUAUAUUAUUAAAAAAAUGCAGUGAAUUGAAAAAAAAAUCAAUUAUCUCUGCAAAUAUUAAUGGAACAACUGAUACGUCAUUAGAUAAUCCAGUUAUUGGCAAUGUUACUAAUAUAACACAACUGUCUGUUCAAGAGUCGAUUAAUAUUUGGUCGCCAAUUGCUAGUAAUUAUGCAACUGAAGAUCAACUUAGACAACAUUUAAUUGAUUUAAUUGAUGAUUGGUGUAUGCAAUUGAAAGAAAACGAAAAUCAAUUUGCCUUUCGUCUACAACAAGAUACCGAUUACGAAAUUAUGAUCGAUCCUGUAUCAAAUAAGGUGUUGAUCAAAUGUCAAUGUAGUGUGAAAAUGGUGUUAGGUCAAAAAAGCAACAGAUAUAUCUUGUCGAAUUUCAUUCGUCAUUUAACACAAAAAAAAACCAUGUGCUAUGGUUCAACAAAAACUAAUGAAUAUUAA
Messenger RNA from Rotaria sp. Silwood2, 738 nucleotides. The record is from the annotation of a GenBank genome assembly. Lineage: Eukaryota; Metazoa; Rotifera; Eurotatoria; Philodinida; Philodinidae.